This is a messenger RNA of Theobroma cacao (cacao), 856 nucleotides long. RefSeq lists its product as uncharacterized. NCBI's taxonomy places the organism in Eukaryota, Viridiplantae, Streptophyta, Magnoliopsida, Malvales, Malvaceae. Gene Ontology annotation, molecular function: enzyme inhibitor activity. The record is from RefSeq and is a predicted model, not a curated record.
CUUCAUGACCUUUCCUGUAUAAAUCCCAAUCAGCCCCCUAUUACAGUUGCAGGAGGGCAUCCCAUAAAUCAAGUUCAAAAACAUGGCUAACAAGCAGCAAAUCUCUUUCUCAUUGGCAUUUCUUGCGGUUGCCCUAUUCGUCCUGGCCGGUCAGGCCACGGCUCGGCGUGAAAUCCUAAAUGCUGAAGUUGGUGGAGCAGCGAAUCCCAAAGAUGCUGUAGAAAUGAUUCUAAACGAACUGAUCAGUAGCACACAGCGCGUAAAGAACAAGGUUUCUGUCCUUGGGAACAGUCAGAUGGUUCAGGCCUGCGAUAAAGCCUAUGCGUCGUCAUUGGAAAGCCUGAACAAAGCCAUGGGUCUCGUCAAAGGCACUGCAGGCAUAGACACCGGAAACCUCAAAGCCAGCAUCACCGCAGCACUGCAUGGCUACGACAACUGUGAUUACGCUUUUGCAGAGUCCACCAGGCCAUCUCCUUUUAUCCCUAAUAACGCAAACUUGAAAUCUUUGGUCUCACAGUGCUUGGAAUUAACGUCGAAGCUAGCUAACAAUAAUUAAAUUCACAAAUACGAGAUGGUGUGUGAACAAUGAAUAGAAAAUGGAUUUAGCUGUUUGUUCUGAUUGUUGGGCAUAUUAUAUAUCGGUGGGGAACCCAAAAUAAGGUCGGUCCAUCCUUUGGAGUGCGAUUCUGUUUCUUCUGCUAUAUAUUUACUGUUUUUCGCAACAAAAUUUUCUGGUGAUAUGUUAGAAUAUAUAGGUAGAAGUGCUGGUCAUUUAAGAUCAAGAUAUCUGUCAUUAUGUAUUUGACCAUAUAAUCAAUGGCCUUGCUUGGGAAUAUUCAAGAUAUAAAUUUAAUUA